AUGACUUUUGCUGAAUCUUCUUACAACAAAAGCUCUGUCUUGAGAAUCGACGUUCUGGUUGUGGACGAUGAUCCUGUUUUCCGUGGUGUUAUUUCACAAAUGCUUGUAAAUUCUAAAUACAGAGAGGAUGUGCCAAAAAAGAUCUUAGCGUUUAUGAACGUAUCAUACUUGACAAGAGAGAACGUUGCCAGCCAUUUACAGAAAUAUCGGAUAUUCUUGAGGAAAGUGGUAGAAUAAGGUUUGAUGAGCAUUAUGUCAGCUAGAGGCAUAGACUCGAUGUUUCGACAUACUCAUAUCAAGGAGCCCUACUUCAACCGAUACACACCCUCUACUUCUUGGUACGAUACAAGUCUUAACAAUAGAUCAUUCUAUUCCAAAUCCGGACAAGGCUUUGGACAGUCGAGACUUUUGUCAACCACACAUGAGCCACCCGUCCGUUUCAACCAGAUGCCUUACAACUACAUGAACCGGUCAUCUACUUACGAGACGCACCAUGUUGGAUCUGGAUCAAACUUGACGCUACCCAUCCAAAGCAACCUCAGUCUGGCCAACCAACCAUCUCAAAACGAGGAAAGAAGAAGCUUUUUUGAACCACCUGUGAUGGCGAACAAAAUCGGCCAAACAUCUCAAGUUCAUGGGUUUGGACAACUUGGACCGUCAGCUAUUAAUAAUUUCAACAAUAACAUGAUGAGUAGCUUUGGGAGUUUUACUCCAAAUCAACCAGGACUUGGCCACUUCUCGUAUGGGAUGCAAUCGUUCUUAAACAAUGAGAACACUACAUAUAACCCUGACCCACAUGCCAAUGCAACUACACAGCCAAAUCCUGAACUUCCUCAACUGGAGAAUCUCAACGUACACAGUGAUCUCGGCAAGACUAGUGAGCUUCCUUACAACAUCAGCAACUUUCAAUUCGAUCACAACAAGCAGCAACAAGGAGAAGAGGCUUCCAACAAAUUUGAGCUCCCAUCAAUUUUUUCGGCUGAACUGAAUCAGUUUUUAUCUCUUGGAGACGAUGGUGACUGGACCUUUGUGAACGUAAACGAGGGUCAUUCUAAUGGAGAAAUAUCCAACACUUUUGCUGCUCCGGACACGAAUCACACCUUUCCGCUCCUGAGACGAAUCCUCCAAGUUUCAACACGAACCCUAAUCAGAAUCAGAUAUUGUAUUAGCAAUUGGUCGUUUUUGGAUCCGCAGGAUUUGGUUGAUGACGACUUCAUGAACUCUCUGUUCAACAAUGACAUGAAUUGAAAAGUGUUCUCCAAGCU
Messenger RNA from Camelina sativa (false flax), 1265 nucleotides. Lineage: Eukaryota; Viridiplantae; Streptophyta; Magnoliopsida; Brassicales; Brassicaceae. The record is from RefSeq and is a predicted model, not a curated record.